AUGGGCUCUCCAUAAUGCUUUGGUUAUGAAGAAAGAAGGAUUGCUGAAUUGUUGUUUUGCAAUGGAGAAGACAGAGGGAGUAACACCAUCACUGUGGCUCCCACCCUGUUGCUUAUCUCCCUGCAGACAUGUGUCCCAAAUCCUCUCUGUGCUGUGUUAAGGAAAGGAAAAGCUUAGACAUUACGCCGCCUUCUUUCUUACAUCACCUCUUCCAGUUUUGCAUCCUAUAACCCCCUGGUGAAAAGAGGAACAAUGACUUUAUAUAGCUGCUGCUUGAUUCUUUUGCUGUUUACCUGGGACACAGCUGCCUAUGGGCCAAACCAACGGGCACAGAAGAAGGGAGACAUUAUUCUCGGAGGAUUGUUCCCCAUUCAUUUUGGAGUGGCUGCUAAAGACCAGGAUCUAAAAUCAAGACCAGAAUCAGUGGAGUGUAUAAGGUAUAAUUUCCGAGGCUUCCGCUGGCUCCAGGCUAUGAUCUUUGCCAUAGAAGAAAUAAACAGUAGCCCAACUCUCCUUCCCAACAUGACCCUUGGAUAUAGGAUAUUUGACACUUGCAAUACAGUCUCUAAAGCCCUCGAGGCCACGCUGAGUUUUGUGGCGCAGAACAAGAUAGACUCCUUGAACCUGGACGAAUUCUGCAACUGCUCAGAACAUAUCCCUUCCACCAUUGCAGUCGUGGGGGCAACCGGCUCUGGCAUCUCUACCGCCGUAGCCAAUCUGCUGGGACUCUUUUACAUACCUCAGGUCAGCUAUGCCUCAUCCAGUCGUCUCUUGAGCAAUAAGAACCAGUUCAAGUCCUUCCUCCGCACAAUCCCCAAUGACGAGCAUCAGGCCACAGCGAUGGCAGACAUCAUCGAGUACUUUCGCUGGAACUGGGUGGGAACAAUUGCAGCCGACGAUGACUAUGGCCGGCCAGGGAUUGAAAAGUUUCGGGAGGAGGCAGAGGAGAGAGACAUCUGCAUUGAUUUUAGCGAGCUCAUCUCCCAGUACUCGGACGAAGAGGAGAUCCAGCAGGUGGUGGAGGUCAUCCAGAACUCCACAGCAAGGGUGAUCGUUGUUUUCUCCAGUGGCCCGGACCUGGAGCCCCUCAUCAAAGAGAUCGUCAGGCGAAAUAUCACCGGCAAGAUCUGGCUGGCGAGCGAGGCCUGGGCCAGCUCUUCCCUGAUAGCCAUGCCGGAGUUCUUCCGUGUCAUCGGCAGCACCAUUGGGUUUGCGCUGAAGGCAGGACAGAUCCCAGGCUUUCGUGAGUUCCUGCAGAAGGUGCAUCCCAAGAAGUCCACCAACAACGGCUUUGCCAAGGAGUUUUGGGAGGAAACGUUUAACUGCUAUCUCCCUGAUGGGUCCAAAAAUUCUCCAGCUCCAACUUCCUUCCACAAGGGCCAUGAAGAAGGACUGGGAGCUGGAAAUGGAACGGCUGCCUUCCGACCUCCGUGCACAGGGGAUGAGAACAUCACCAGUGUGGAGACACCGUACAUGGACUACACACACUUGCGGAUAUCCUAUAAUGUGUAUUUGGCAGUAUAUUCUAUUGCCCAUGCCUUGCAGGAUAUAUAUACCUGUACCCCUGGGAAAGGACUCUUCACUAACGGAUCCUGUGCGGACAUUAAGAAGGUCGAGGCAUGGCAGGUUCUCAAGCAUCUACGCCACUUAAAUUUCACAAACAACAUGGGGGAGCAAGUGGAUUUUGAUGAGUUUGGGGACCUGGUAGGGAAUUACUCAAUAAUCAAUUGGCAUCUAUCUCCGGAGGAUGGCUCAGUCGUCUUUGAGGAGGUUGGGCACUACAACGUUUAUGCCAAGAAAGGGGAGAGGCUCUUUAUCAAUGAAAACAAGAUCCUGUGGAGUGGAUUCUCUAAGGAGGUGCCUUUCUCUAACUGCAGCAGGGACUGCCUCCCGGGCACCAGGAAGGGCAUUAUUGAGGGAGAGCCCACCUGCUGCUUCGAGUGCGUGGACUGCCCCGACGGGGAGUACAGUGAUGAAACAGAUGCAAGUGCCUGUGACAAGUGCCCCGAGGAUUACUGGUCCAAUGAGAACCACACGUCCUGCAUCCCCAAGCAGAUAGAGUUUCUGUCCUGGACAGAGCCCUUUGGGAUUGCUCUGACUCUCUUUGCUGUGCUGGGAAUUUUCCUGACUUCUUUUGUCCUGGGAGUCUUCACCAAAUUUCGCAACACGCCCAUCGUCAAGGCCACAAACCGGGAGCUGUCCUACCUCCUCCUCUUCUCCUUGCUCUGCUGCUUCUCCAGCUCAUUGUUCUUCAUUGGCGAGCCCCAGAACUGGACUUGCCGUCUGCGGCAGCCAGCUUUCGGCAUCAGCUUUGUCCUCUGCAUCUCCUGCAUCCUGGUGAAAACCAACCGUGUCCUGCUCGUCUUCGAGGCAAAGAUCCCCACGAGCCUCCACCGAAAGUGGUGGGGCCUCAACCUCCAGUUCCUCCUGGUCUUCUUGUGCACAUUCGUGCAGAUUGUCAUCUGUGUGAUUUGGCUCUACACAGCCCCACCAUCCAGUUACCGAAACCAUGAACUGGAGGAUGAGAUUAUCUUCAUCACCUGCCAUGAAGGCUCCCUGAUGGCCCUUGGCUUCCUCAUUGGCUACACCUGCCUCCUGGCGGCCAUCUGCUUCUUCUUUGCCUUCAAGUCUCGAAAGCUACCUGAGAACUUUAACGAGGCCAAGUUCAUCACCUUCAGCAUGCUGAUCUUCUUCAUCGUCUGGAUCUCCUUCAUCCCUGCUUACGCCAGCACAUACGGCAAGUUUGUCUCUGCCGUGGAGGUGAUUGCAAUACUGGCUGCCAGCUUUGGACUCCUGGCCUGCAUCUUCUUCAACAAAGUCUACAUCAUCCUCUUCAAGCCCUCCCGCAACACAAUCGAGGAGGUGCGCUGCAGCACAGCUGCCCACGCUUUCAAGGUGGCCGCCAGGGCCACGCUGAGACGGAGCAACGUGUCGCGCAAGCGCUCCAACAGCCUGGGGGGCUCCACCGGCUCCACCCCUUCCUCCUCCAUCAGCAGCAAGAGCAACCAUGAAGACCCUUUUCCUCUACCGGCCUCUGCCGAGCGGCAGCGCCAGCAGCAGCGUGGGUGCAAGCAAAAAGUCAGCUUCGGGAGCGGCACGGUCACUCUGUCGCUGAGCUUUGAGGAGCCGCAGAAGAAUGCCAUGGCCAACAAGAAUGCCAAGCGCAGGAACUCCCUGGAGGCCCAGAACAGCGACGACAGCCUGAUGCGGCACCGGGCCCUGCUUCCCCUCCAGAACAGCGAGCCCCUCAGCGCUGAGCCCGGCUUCCAGGCAGCUUCCAGCCCGGAGACCAGCUCGCAGGAGUCGGUGGUGGGAGACACCAAAGAAGAGGUACCAAGCCCUGAGGCGGAGCCUUCCCUGCCAUCGGCUAACUCCCGAAAUUUUAUAGGCGCUGGAGGUGGCUCUGUCACAGGGAACACGGUACAUUCCUAA
Molecule: messenger RNA, 3432 nt
Organism: Fulmarus glacialis (Northern fulmar)
Lineage: Eukaryota; Metazoa; Chordata; Aves; Procellariiformes; Procellariidae
Gene: CASR
Product: calcium-sensing receptor
Exons: 6
Coding region: 253-3432 (1059 amino acids)
Biological process (GO): detection of calcium ion; G protein-coupled receptor signaling pathway; intracellular calcium ion homeostasis
Cellular component (GO): membrane
Molecular function (GO): G protein-coupled receptor activity; calcium ion binding
Source: RefSeq, a predicted model, not a curated record